UUCACAAUACUGUAAUCGUUAGCAUCUUUGAGGAUGGCCAAGGCGGAUAAGAAGCCAGCAGAGGAGAAGAAGGUGGGAGAAAAGGCUCCAGCCGAGAAAAAACCAAGAGCGGAAAAGAAGAUUCCAAAAGAAGGAGGAAGUGAAAAGAAAAAGAAGAAAGCCAAGAAGAACGUAGAAACUUACAAGAUAUACAUAUUUAAGGUAAUGAAGCAGGUGCACCCUGACAUUGGUAUUUCGAGCAAAGCCAUGGGAAUUAUGAAUAGUUUCAUAAACGAUAUAUUUGAGAAGCUUGCUCAGGAAGCUUCACGUCUUGCUCGCUAUAACAAAAAGCCCACAAUCACCUCAAGGGAGAUUCAGACUGCAGUAAGGUUGGUCCUGCCGGGAGAACUGGCAAAGCAUGCUGUUUCUGAAGGGACAAAGGCCGUUACUAAGUUCACUAGUUCUUAGGCCAAACUCUCCUCCAUAUUUUUGUAAAGUUGUUAGUGGUUAUUAUCUUGUUUUUGUAAU
Messenger RNA from Abrus precatorius (Indian licorice), 507 nucleotides. Its product is annotated as probable histone H2B.3. The coding region runs from base 34 to 447 and encodes 137 amino acids. Gene Ontology annotation, cellular component: nucleosome. Lineage: Eukaryota; Viridiplantae; Streptophyta; Magnoliopsida; Fabales; Fabaceae. Gene Ontology annotation, biological process: nucleosome assembly. The transcript has a single exon. The record is from RefSeq and is a predicted model, not a curated record. Gene Ontology annotation, molecular function: structural constituent of chromatin; protein heterodimerization activity; DNA binding.